AUGGCAGUCGUCGUAGAUAGAGACAACCUUUCAAAGAACCCUCUCAAGGCCGGCAUCUGGGGUGCAAUUUAUCAGACGACAAGGGGACCGCGUAGAACUUGCACAGCUGUCAAGAAAUAUAAGCUCCGAGACGACGCCGAUGUUACUGUAGUUCAACACGGUAUUCAACGUCUUCUUUCUAAAAACUUAGAUCAUAUUUAUGUGUCACCAAUUCUUGAUUCUUGGACAGAAGGGCUAUCAAUCUUCGUGGCAACCGAGUGGUACGAUGGAAAUCUUACGGAUUGGGUAUCCAGCGAAUACAAUGAUUCCGAUACAGCACGCCUCGAAGUCUGCCAACAGAUCUCCUCCGGUAUCGCCUAUCUUCAUGGGCAAGGCCUGACGCAUGGUAACUUACGCCCGUCAAAUGUGCUGUACAAAUCCACUCACACUCCUGGCGAGUUCAAAAUUCAACUCAGUGACUACGGCCUAGAAAGGCUCUUUUCCCGUGGUGCAAACGAUGAAUGGCCUGUGCCGGAAAUAGUCAACGGAAGUUCCAAGAAUGCUGAUAAAUCCUCUGACAUGUUUUUGGUGGGAUGCCUUUUCCUGUAUGUAUUCACUGGGCUCCAACCGUACGGCCUGAAUGUAGCGGAAAAUGUGAAAAACGGCAGCUUAGCUGUCGACCCGAGUAUCGUUGGUCCUGAGCUUCUGGAAACCGUGAAAUUCCUGCUCAACACAAAUAACAAAUUGAGAAUCAAGGCCUCGCUUCUGAAAGAACAGGCUGCCUUGAAAAGCAUAUUUCUCGAGGAAAAAGAGGAUCACGAGAUAUUGAAUCGACUCUUUUGA
Molecule: messenger RNA, 822 nt
Organism: Oikopleura dioica
Lineage: Eukaryota; Metazoa; Chordata; Appendicularia; Copelata; Oikopleuridae
Source: the annotation of a GenBank genome assembly